Nymphaea colorata (pocket water lily) is the source of this 3128-nucleotide messenger RNA. RefSeq lists its product as uncharacterized. Gene Ontology annotation, cellular component: endoplasmic reticulum. The coding region runs from base 344 to 2908 and encodes 854 amino acids. The transcript has 8 exons. The record is from RefSeq and is a predicted model, not a curated record. Gene Ontology annotation, molecular function: lipid binding. Lineage: Eukaryota; Viridiplantae; Streptophyta; Magnoliopsida; Nymphaeales; Nymphaeaceae.
GGAAUUCAAGAUGAUCAGUUGCAGCGACGAAGGUGCUAAGACGCUUAAAAAUCUCCAUUCCAUCUCUUUCCGCGUGUCAGAGUCCAAGACGGACCACCACCUCGGCUACCCGCGUGGACAAGCAUCUCGCUCUCUCUCCUAGCCUUCGCUCUGUGGAACAGUUUGGACUCGUAACGGCCUCUUUCAUCCCUCCGCCCGCCUUUCCCUCGUUCAACAGUUACCCCCAAGCGCUGCUCCCCACCCCCCCUCUCUCUCUCUCUCUCUCUUGGAGUCGAUGGAUAUCGUGCCGGCUUCCACUCCACCGAACUGAGCAAUCUCUAGACCGCUACUGCGAACAGACGCCAUGAUUUUGCUCUUCCUUUGCUACUUGGCGGGGGCUGUGACGGUUCUGAUCGUCGAGGCUGGGCUUCUUCUCUACGCUUUGGAUCGUCUGUCCAGGAAGCAAAAGCCGGCGUCUCUUGUGCAAGAAGAGACAGAUUCGGUUCCUGAGUUGGCCCCAGACCACUCGGUUGUGUCUCUGCUGACUAAGAAGGGCGUAAUCUGGGUUUUGGAACCAGAAAAGGUUCCGAAGAUUCAUCUUUCUGAAUCUAGUCAACAAAAGAGCAAAAGGGAAGUUUUUGACAUUGCACCUGUUAGACGAUUUGCAAGACUUGAAGGCCAAGCUCUUAUCCUAAGAGAUGCAGAGGGUGGUCAGUCAUCAAUCCAACUUGAUGGUUGCACAGUAGCAGCUGUUUCAGCUAGUAAUCUUCCUACAAGAAAAUGGGCUAAAAGAUAUCCUAUCAAACUGGAAAACAAGAGUUCAAUAGUCUAUAAUGGAAGUGAAAUUUGCUACAUAUAUGUAGAGACUUCUUGGGAAAAGGAGUCCUGGUGCAGAGCACUCCGUCUUGCUUCACGUAUGGACAAAACAAAACUAAGAUGGUAUAUGAAAAUCAGUCAAGAAUUUCGUCAAUAUGUGACAACUUUAAAUGCACAGUAUCCUUUUUUCUCAAAGCCCACUGCUGCAGUGUUCACUGAGCCAGCAGAUAGAUCUCAAAGACUUGAUGGAUCUUCAAGGGUUCGACUUUUUCUGAAAAAGCUAGCGAAGAAGGCAGCAAAAGUUGGCUCUGAAGGCAGGAUGGGAAAUGCUCCAUUCCUAGCCAGUGAAGAGAAAAGGAGCAGUAACAAAUUUGGUGCUACAGAUAUAACACCCUAUGGUGCCUCCAGUAAAGCUUUUUCAGCAGAGAAAAAUAAUGCAAGUUCAUCGCAGAAAGAUCUGACUUUCCCUGUGGGUGUUGAAACUGGAGCCAGUGACCAAGUUUCUAUAUCUUCUGACAUGGAACAAGACUCUGGUCCCUCUUGUAGUUUUGAAGGUUGUCAGGAGAAACCCAGCAUUGAUGAAGGAACUCUUUGUUGGAAUUUGCUUUUCUCAAGAUUAUUUUUUGAUGUUAAAAGAAGUCAGGAAAUUGUUAACUUCAUGCAAGCUCGUAUACAGAAAGCAUUAUCCAACAUCAGGACUCCUUCUUAUGUUGGGGGAGUUACAUGCAGCAAUCUUGAUCUGGGGAAUCUUCCACCUUAUGUUCAUAAUAUGAGGGUUCUUCCUAUGGACAUGAAUGAUGUGUGGACUGUGGAAGUUGAUAUUGAAUAUUCAGGUGGUGCAGUGUUAUAUAUUGAAACUAGACUGGAAGUUGGUGCACCAGAUUUUCAGAAAGGCAUAAUUGGUGCAAGCUUGGAACCAAAUUCAGAGAGAGAUGCAAACACAGACUUGCUUGAGGGUUUGGAAGAACUGGGUGAUCAACUGGGAUUAUCCCAAGAUGCUUCUGAUGGCUUUAAGAAAGGAACUGAGGAUGAUAGCAAAGUUUUUCCUGCUGCAGAUGGGAAAAGUUUUAAGAGUUCUAAUUGGAGAACAGGUUACGUCUCAAGGUUGAAGUCGAGAUUGAGUUCUCUUGCUGAUCAAGUAUCACAGAUGCCGUUAUCUUUAGCAGUCAGGGUUCUGCAGCUUCGGGGAACUGUGCGCAUACACAUAAAACCCCCUCCUUCAGAUCAAAUCUGGAUUGCAUUCACAACCAUGCCCCAAAUAGAAUGGGAUCUAGACUCACAGGUUGGAGACCAUAAAGUUACUAGUGCACAGAUAGCUUUGUUUAUUGGCAAUCGAAUUAAGGCAGCGCUCAAGAAUAGCAUGGUUCUUCCAAACUGUGAGUACAUACGCAUCCCGUGGAUGGUAGCUGAAAAGGAUGACUGGGUUCAAAGAGAUGUUGCGCCAUUUAGUUGGCUUCAUCAGGAAGCCAGUGAUUCUGAAAGAAAUGAUGCUCCUGAUACGCAACUGGAGAGAACUAAAAGUAGGCCGGAACCUAAAAAGGGAAGCAAACGAGGUUCUGGAAGACAUCCCAAAGAUGGUGGUGAUAUGUCAGAUGCUGAUUCUCCGGACUAUCAGUUAGGGAAGUCUAAGAAUAGGCAAGAGUCUGGCAAGGGAAGCACCGAGAGUUUUGUUGGAUACCCUCCUGCAGAUGAUGCUGAAAAGUCGGGAAGCUUAGGUAGCUCACGGACUUCUGAUGCUGACGCUCCAGAUGCGGUUUGCCCACCUUUGCCAACUACAGUGACUUCAUCAAGUACUGAACAGUCACUGCGUGACGAUAUAACUACUGACCUGAAGGUUCCACUCCUAAAGCGUGAAGAUAGCCAAGAUAGCUAUGCCACUGGUAGCAGUAGGCAGGUAGUCUCAGAUGGUUUUGGUGCAGUACCUAUACCAGAGAGAGCAUAUUCAUCAAAUAGCAUGGCAGAGAGUGACAAGUCAAAGAAGUUUGGCCGGCGAGCUAGAAUGUUGGACAUUGGAAAGAAGAUGGGAGAAAAACUAGAGGAGAAAAAGCGCCACUUGGAAGAAAGGGGUAGGCUUAUAGUUGAGAAAAUGAGAGGAAAUGAAAAUUUGAAUUAGCUGCAUUCGCCUCGGAUUGUAUAAUCACAAUUGGAAUGGAUUCGGUAGAUUGAGUUGCCAUUGACCUGCUUCUGUUGAUCAUCCAUUAAUUCUGUUGUAGAUUACCAAUUGUUUGUGGUUCAUUUUUUGUUGACGUGCAGUAAAAUCAUGUAAAGAGAGUUGCUUUCUCUCCCACUGUGCAAAAGUGGAGCAGGGGAAUAAAUAGCAUCAUCCUUUCCUA